Perkinsus marinus ATCC 50983 is the source of this 452-nucleotide messenger RNA. RefSeq lists its product as hypothetical. The record is from RefSeq and is a predicted model, not a curated record. The annotation marks the transcript as partial. The transcript has a single exon. NCBI's taxonomy places the organism in Eukaryota, Perkinsozoa, Perkinsida, Perkinsidae.
AUGGCACUCCUCACCCUUUGUUUCGUCGUGGUGCAUGCUAUCCUCACUGGUGCGAAGGGAUUGCCUAACGGUACCUAUUCGUCAGAUACUGCAGUAGUCCUCUUCUUUGAGGUUUCUGUCUAUCUUGAAAGCUUUACUCAAGGCACUUUCGACUUGUCUGGUAUUCCGGAUCCCGAAUAUGGUCAUUUGCUUGAUGUUAGAGAGGUGAAAUUCAAGUUCAACGGCACCCACCUAAUCCCCAAUCCUCAUGAUACGGAUAUGAACGAGUUCUUCCGAAAGUAUAAACUACCCUCUCAGCAAUGGUCUGCCCUUCAAUAUGAUGAGUCAGCUGAUGCGAUACAUGUCAACUGGAAUGGUACAACCUUUGUUUGUGAGAAAGACUCCUCCGAAGAUGAAAAAAGAGAGCUGGCCCAAGACGAUACAGCCAAUGGUGAACGGAGGCUCGGAGAGAG